GAGACUUUAUAUUUUGGGUUGGUGAAUUCGUAGAUUUAUGAUGCAUGUUAUGCAAGAUUUUGGUUCCGAUUAUGAAACCAAGAUACAUUGCCUGCUAGUCAUUGAAUUUGAACUCGUCGCCGUGAAAUUGAUGAAUUCAUACAUGUGAAGCAUCGAAAAUCCCCUCACAAUCUAGAGAAUUUCAGAGAGGUGAAGAAAUUCUCAGUUCUCAUGAGAAAUCCGCGCCGCGGGAAACCCUAAUUAGUCUCGUCGCUCUCGAAUGCUUCCAUGGAGAAGAGCAUUUACACAAUCCUCACCGUUGGUCGCUGGGAGUCACUGAAUCACAUGAACUAUAAGUCCGCUUCACUCAGACCGAUUCAUGGAGUUCUAGCGUGGAAAUUCCUCAAGUGGAUUAUCAAACAGCCUGGUUUGGAACCCAAUCACCGCACGCAUAUACUCGGUAUUACUACUCAUAUACUCGUUAAAGCUAGAUUAUACGAUCAUGCUAAAUCAAUUCUGAAACAUCUAUCACUGAGAAAUUCUGGGUCGAAUUUUCUUUUUGGUGUUCUUAUGGAUACAUACCCUGUUUGCAGCUCAAAUCCAGCAGUUUUUGACCUUUUAAUUAGAGUUUAUUUGCGACAAGGAAUGAUUGAGCAUGCUGUUAAUACUUUUUCUUCCAUGAUCAUUCGUGGGUUUAAGCCAUCUGUUUAUACUUGUAACAUGAUCAUGGCUUCCAUGGUGAAGCACUGUAGAGCUCACUUGGUUUGGUCUUUUUUUAAGGAAAUGCUUACCAGUAGAGUUCGUCCAAAUGUUUCGAGUUUUAAUAUAUUGAUGAAUGUUCUAUGUGUGCAAGGGAAGCUUAAGAAAGCUGUUCAUACUUUAACAAUGAUGGAGAGGAAUGGUUAUGUUCCGACGAUAGUUAGUUAUAAUACCUUGCUUAGUUGGUGUUGUAAGAAAGGAAGAUUUAAAUCUGCACUUAAGCUUAUUCAUCAUAUGGAAGGGAAGGGAAUUCGGGCGGACGUGUGUACUUACAAUAUGCUUGUCGAUAGUUUGUGUAGAAACGGUAGAAGUGCACAAGGGUAUUUAGUUUUGAAGAAAAUGAGGAAGAAGAUGAUAACUCCUAAUGAAGUUUCUUACAAUACUUUAAUUAGUGGCUUUGUGAAAGAGGGAAAGAUUGGGGUUGCUACUCGGGUUUUCGGUGAGAUGACAGAGCUUAAUCUUUCGCCAAAUCUUAUAACUUACAAUAUUCUACUUAAUGGACACUGCAUUGAUGGUAAUUUUGAAGAAGCUUUGAGAGUUUUGGACGUGAUGGAAGUGAAUGACGUGAGGCCUAAUGAGGUUACGAUUGGAACGUUUUUAAAUGGACUGUACAAGGGUGCGAAAUUUGACAUGGCCAGGAAUAUUUUGGAGAGAUUUAGAAUUGAUCGAACAUCUCUUAAUUUUAUCGCAUAUACUGUGAUGAUGGAUGGCUUAUGCAGAAAUGGGUUGCUUGAUGAAGCCUUUGAAUUACUAAGUGAGAUGUGUAAGGUUGGUGUUGAUCCCGAUAUCAUAACGUUUUCAGUGCUUAUAAAUGGAUUCUGCAAAGCUAGGAAUAUUAAGAAGGCGAAGGAGAUUAUGUCUAAAAUGUAUAGAGCAGGACUCGUUCCGAACACUGUUAUUUUCUCUACAUUAGUAUAUAACUCUUGUAAGGCUGGAAACGUUUACGAAGCGAUGAAGUUCUAUGCUGCUAUGAAUCUGAGUGGGCAGAAUGUUGACAUAUUCACAUGUAAUUUAUUGGUCACUUCUCUUUGUGAAAAUGGAAAACUAGUAGAAGCAGAGGAAUUUGUGCAUCACAUUAGUAGGAUUGGUCUUGCACCUAAUUCUAUUACAUUUGAUUGUAUCAUAAAUGGAUAUGCAAAUGUGGGAGACGGGUUAAGGGCGUUUUCAGUGUUUGAUAAAAUGAUUAGUUGUGGUCAUCACCCUAGUCCGUUCACCUACGGCAGUCUUUUGAAAGCGUUAUGUAGGGGAAAGAAUUUUCGGGAAGCAAGACAACUAUUGAAGAAGCUUCAUUGUAUUCCAUUGGGUGUGGAUACUAUAUCGUAUAACACGUUAAUUGUCGAGAUAAGUAAGUCAGGAAAUUUACUGGAAGCAGUUCACCUAUUUGAUGUGAUGAUGCAGAAUAAUAUUCUCCCUGAUAGUUAUACAUACACUAAUAUUCUGGCCGGUUUGAUUAGAAACGGGAGAUUGGUUUGUGCCAUCGUGUUCUUGGCAAGACUCGUGCAAAAAGGCGUUCUAUCAUUGAAUUCAAUUGUCUACACCUGUUUGAUUGAUGGCCUCUUCAAGGCUGGCCAGUCAAAGGCAGCAGUAUUUCUUUUGCAGGAAAUGGAGGGAAAAGGCCUCUCGUUAGAUUCAAUUGCGCUUAAUUCGAUUAUAGAUGGAUAUUCAAGGAUGGGAAAAGGGUUUAGUGUCCGUUCUCUCAUUUCAACUAUGAACAACACGAACGUAACACCUAACUUGACUACAUUUAACAUAUUAUUACGUGCAUAUUCCAGAGGACAGGAUAUAAUGACGUGCUUUGUGUUAUAUAAACGUAUGAGGAGAAGUGGCUUUUUACCUGACAGAUUAACAUACCAUUCUCUUAUACUUGGACUUUGCAACCAUGGUAUGUUGGAACUUGGAAUUAAGAUGUUGAAAAUGGUAAUUGCAGAAGGUUCUACUAUUGAUGACGUGACAUUUAAUAUGCUCAUUAGAAAGUGUUGCGAAAUCAAUAAGCUGGAUAACGUCAUCGAUUUGACGAAUAACAUGGAAGUUUAUCGAGUUACUCUCGAUGCAGACACACAAAAAGCUAUUACUGAUGGACUUAUUAGAAGGAUGGUUUCCCAAAAUUCGUUCGUUUUUAUGCUUGAAAUGCUUGAAAAGGGUUUCAUCCCUACGUUUGGACAAUAUUGCACUUUGAUGAAAGGAAUGUGUCGAGUGGGCAACAUACAAGGGGCGUUUGAAUUGAAAGAUAAGAUGGUGGCACUAGGUGUUAGCUCGGAUGAUGCUGCAGAGUGUGCUAUGGUUCGAGGGCUUGCACUUUGCGGGAAGAUUGAAGAGGCAAUGUGGAUUCUUCGAAGCAUGCUUCGGAUGCAGAAACUCCCUACUACCAGCACGUUUACAACUUUGAUGCACGUCUUAUGCAAAAAAGGAAAUUUUAAGGAGGCACAAAAUUUGAAGAGCCUUAUGGAGCAUUAUCAUGUGAAGCUUGAUGUAAUUACUUACAAUGUUCUCAUUUCUGAUUAUUGUGCUAAAGGUGAUGUUAUAGCUGCACUCGAUCUUUACGAAGAGAUGAAACAGAAACGUCUCUGGCCGAAUAUGACCACCUACAGAGUUCUAGUUGCUGCUAUUAGUACCGAACAGUAUGUUUCUAGGGGUGAAGUACUUCUCAAGGACUUGAAUGAUAGAGGAUUAAUUUCUGGGUAUUCGGAUGGGAAGUCCCAAAGUUCGUGCAGGAAUUUCGUAGUUGCGUUGGAUAAACUGAACUCUUUGAGGUUCAAUCAAGGAAAUAAAGCCAAAAACAAACAAAAAUACCAUUGAAAUAGAUUGUGAGCGCAAGGAAAAAUCUAGUGCUCGAUGGGAUGGACGAGUAUAUCUACCCUUUUUUGACCUAUUGGUCCUAGUAUCAUAGGCGACCAAACAACAGAGGAUAUGGAACUCAAUAUCGAUCUGAUACAAACAAGAGGCUAUCGCAUAAUGGCUUUAAGGUGUAUUGCAUUCAUGUGCUUGCUUGGCUAACGUGAAAUUUGUACGAUCGAACGUUUAAUGGGAAUAUACAUAAGAGCAAAUGGAUCAAAGAGCCAAAUAAGGCAGCAUCAGCUGGUAUUAGCUGCUAAAGCCUCUUUCAUUGCUAUGCUUCUCAACUAUGGGUGUUGCGAACGAAGAAGCACAGAGGUAUAUAUCGUUAUCGAUGUUAUGGGAUUAUGCGGAUACGUGAGUCUUCUCUUUAAAAGAUCACGUGUUUGUGUUUUUAAGAAGAUAUCUUACGGUUACGUGAUACAAAUCAUUCAUAGUUAAACCUGUCUGAUACAAAUCGUUCCUAAAUGUCAAAUUUUAAGUAUUGGCAUAGCUGAAAUGUUCCAUUUCUCACGACUCCCCAUCGUAGACUACCACCGUGAGCUGAUCGUGCUUUGCUAAUGGUCAUCUGCCUCCAUCUACCAAGUGGAAAAGAACCAGGUCUCGUAACAUUUGCAACCAUGGUGGACACCUUCAGCCCGAUCUCAACGAUAAAGAUUAGGUACGUAGCCCUCAUUGUGAACAUUUAGAAACUAAUAAGAGAACGUUUGACUCGAUACAAAUGACAAAAGAUUCGCUUCCCCUCCCUAGCUUGUAGCCUUGAAGUUGCUCGAGCUCCUCACGAGCCAAUGCAUUGAGUAGCUCCAACUCAUCAGACAGAGUACAACAGAGGGAGCUUUUCUAUUCCGUGAGGGGCAAGCUACAAAUAAAGGAGAGUAAAACACAUGGAUAAUGCUAAAUGGAGUAACUGAGGUGAGCUGUCUUCAUAUCUCAAAUGUUUUCUUUUGAAAAAUAUCUAGUAAGGGCUUAUUUGGACCGAAAGAGACCAUUAAGCGGAGCCUUAUCGGAACAUUGAGUUGCCUAAAUUGUCAGAUGAUGCUACGAGGGGUCUUAUUUAUUAUUUCUUUUGAGGAACGGAUCUUAGCCAAUUAUCGACUUAGAGUUUCGUUAGAGCACCAGAAGGCGCGCACGUAGGUGGGUUCUCCCCAAUUUUUGGGCUGCUAAACUUGAGUGGGUCUAAGUACGAAAAAUGAGUCAUGCAAGAGACCGUUAAACGGAGCCUUGUUAGAACAUUGGGUUGCUUAACUUGUCAGAUGAUGCUAUGUGGGGUCUUAUUUGUCAUUUCUUUUGAGGAACGGAUCUUAGCUAAUUAUCGGCUUAGACUUUCGUUAGAGCACUAGAAGGCGCGCGUAGGUGGGUUCUCCCCUGUUUUCAGGCUGUUAAACUUGGGUGGGUAAAUGAGCCAUGCAAGAGACUGUUAAGCGGAGCCUCGUCAGAACAUUGGGUUGCCUAACUUGUCAGAUGAUGCUAUGUGGGGUCUUAUUUGUCAUUUCUUUUGAGGAACGGAUCUUAGCCAAUUAUUGGCUUAGACUUUCG
Molecule: messenger RNA, 5106 nt
Organism: Cucurbita moschata (crookneck pumpkin)
Lineage: Eukaryota; Viridiplantae; Streptophyta; Magnoliopsida; Cucurbitales; Cucurbitaceae
Product: pentatricopeptide repeat-containing protein At5g55840
Exons: 4
Coding region: 268-3534 (1088 amino acids)
Molecular function (GO): protein binding
Source: RefSeq, a predicted model, not a curated record